Molecule: messenger RNA, 2486 nt
Organism: Xyrauchen texanus (razorback sucker)
Lineage: Eukaryota; Metazoa; Chordata; Actinopteri; Cypriniformes; Catostomidae
Product: UDP-glucuronosyltransferase 1-6-like
Exons: 5
Coding region: 249-1910 (553 amino acids)
Molecular function (GO): UDP-glycosyltransferase activity
Source: RefSeq, a predicted model, not a curated record
GUCAGAGUGACUAAGUGAAUCAUUUUUUUUACUCCCUUUCUAACUACUAGAUAACACAUUCAUAACCUCAGCUUGAUCUUGUUAACUUGACAUUGUCUCGCUCUGAUUACUCCUCACUUUUGAGAACGGUCCCUAAACUAACAAAUCUAAUUAAAUUAAGCAGUUUGCUAAUCCUGCAUGGAAUUUACACAGAGAAACAAGCCUUGAUCCAAACACAGAGAAGGGGAAAGACUUGAAUAGAGCCCUGCAUGGUACACAAAGCCAGAAUGCAUCACUUCUCGAGUACACACUUGGAACAUGGAGGCCCAAAGAUGAGUUGGAUAUCGGCUGUAUUUAUGGGACACUGUAUGCUCGCCUUUGCAGCCUUCAUAGAGACGACGCAGCCUACAGAACCUGGUGUGACUGGAAAGCUUUUAGUGAUUCCCAUGGACGGGAGCCACUGGACUGGCGUGAAGGCUGUAGCUGAGGAGAUGGGCCGCAGGGGUCACAAAGUAACGGUGGUCAUCCCAGAGGUCAGUGUACGGCUAGGACCCGGUAAACACUACACUGUCAGAACAUUUCCUGUUCCAUAUGGACAGGAACAACUGGAAGAGCUCCAGGCUCGGAAUGCCAAGGUGAUGGAGAGUAAACAACUCCCUCUGAUUGAGAAAAUCAGCACCAGAAUCAGUAACAUGAGGAAAUUUGUGGACCUCCAAAGGACCACCGCUGAGAGCCUCCUGUUCAACCAAGAGCUUGUGGAAUUCCUGAAGAAGCAGAAAUUUGAUGCUGUCCUCACCAGCCCAGCCGUGCCAACUGGUGCCAUACUGGCUUAUAACCUCUCCCUACCAGCUAUCUAUAUGCUUCGAGGCUUACCCUGCGGACUGGACUCGGCCGCCACAGCCUGCCCGGACCCUCCUUCUUACGUUCCCCGGUUCUUCACGCGAAACUCCCACCGUAUGUCUUUCCAUCAACGUGUGCUGAAUGUUCUGGUGAGCGUCCUGGAGCCUUUGCUCUGCAGAGUGAUAUACUGGUCAACUGAGGAUGUGGCAUCCCGUUUCCUGCAGAGAGAUGUGAGGGUGGCGGAGAUCCUGAGCACUGGAGCUUUGUGGCUGCUGCGCUACGAUUUCAGCCUGGAGUUUGCGAAACCCUUGAUGCCCAACAUGGUUCUAAUUGGAGGGAUUAACUGUGCCGUAAAAAGCACUCUAACUGAGGAAGUUGAACACUUUGUGGAGGGCUCAGGAGAGCAUGGCAUUGUGGUGUUCAGUCUGGGAUCUCUGGUCUCCUCCAUGCCAAAAGAGAAAGCUGCUAUCUUCUUCAAGGCCUUCGGUAUGAUCCCACAGAGGGUUUUAUGGCGGUAUACGGGGGAGAUGCCUCAGAAUGUCCCUGAAAAUGUCAAAUUGAUGAAGUGGCUUCCACAGAAUGACUUGCUUGGUCACCCUAAAGCCCGGGCCUUCAUCACUCAUGGUGGAACGCAUGGAAUCUAUGAAGGGAUCUGUCAUGGCGUUCCCAUGGUUAUGCUUCCACUCUUUGGCGACCAAGGUGACAACGUGCACCGUGUGGCAACUAGAGGGGUGGGAGUGAUCCUCAGCAUCUUUGACAUCACAGCAGAAGAACUGGUCAACGCUCUCAACACAGUUAUUAACGACAGCAGCUAUAAGGAAAGAAUGGAGAAGCUUUCUGCCAUACACAAUGACCGUCCCAUGAAGCCUCUUGAACUAGCAGUCUAUUGGACAGAGUUUGUUAUGAGACACAAGGGGGCAGACCACCUGAGACCUGCUGCCCAUGACCUAAACUGGUUUCAGUACCACAGUCUGGAUGUGAUCGGCUUCCUGCUUUGUGUUGUGCUGAUUGUAACUCUAGCGAUGUUGAAAUGCUGUGCACUGUGCUGGAGAAGGUGCUGCCGAAAAACGCAGAAGAGGAAGGCGGACUGACCGCAUAUAGAGAGAGAAGUUGGCAUAGCUUACAAACGUUUCCAAGUCGUUUUGUCUACCAUGUCUUCAUUUCAGAUUUACAAUCUCAUAGUCAUGAUAAGCAACCUGACACUGAACCAGAAACAUACUAUAUGCAAGUACGUAAAUGCAGGCGCUCAUAGCUACGCAUGCUCAACUUAUUGUGUCAUACCGCAAGGACGUGUUGCAAUCUCAAUGUUGCCACAAGGGGUGCUAUUGAGUCAAUGGUCCACUUUUAAGGUGAGUUUUCUCUUCCAAGUCAGCAACUGUCAUGGCGGAGCGACAUUUAAAGUCAAUAUAUUUAUAGCAACUUUUAUUUCAUAGGCUAGGGAACUCAAUCGCUCCCCUUGAGUACUUAGGUUUGUUACCGCCACAGUAACACAAGGAUGCACGUUAAGCAUAUUCAACUGAACCGCGCAUUGGCAAUGUGUUGGGUAAGCGCUCGCAUUUGCUUACACUUUUGUAAAGUCUGUUUCUGGCCUAAAGCUGUAUAAUAACUUGUAACAGAUGUUAAAAAUUGACUGUGAACUGAAUCAAUUAAUAAAAUAGUACAAUGUG